AUUGGAAGCACUUGCAGGCACUUUGUUCGUCACAGGAACGUAAAUCCUGACGACAUAAUCAGCCUCGGAUGCAGAUGACCCGUUCGCUCCACUAUAUCCGCCUGUUAAUGUCGCCAGGCACAAUCCAUUAUUCACUUAAUGCUCCAGUUCGACAUCAGAACACUCCCACCAUCCCCACCAUCCCCUACCAUGAACGACAACUCAACGUAAUUAUCAUGCUUGCUGAUCCCACCAUCACGGCGCUAGGGUUUGACCCAGAUCACCGGUCCUGCAUCCUAAAUGGUACAGCUUUUCAACAGGACGCUAUUACGACUUUUGGUGGCUGGCAGUAUGCUUGCUACUAUGCAUCCUUGUCUCAUGUGUCGGCCGACCCGCUGUACGUUCAUCUGGCACGCAGGAGAUUGCCAAUAGGGACCUGGGAAACACUGAUCUUCAGAGAUUACGAGCAAAUCGUGGAUGAUGGGCACAACACGGUUCAGCUAGGAAUAUGUCCCGGAGAUGGCACAAUCCACAUCUCCUACGAUCAUCAUUGCGACAGACUAAGAUAUCGAUACUCAUUGGUAAAAAUCGCAAUAUGCCCUGAGGAAUUCGAAUGGGAUGCGAAGUACUUCUCGUCCACUGUCGAUUCUCUCCCCGGCUUGUCAGAACCGCAUGGCCUACUCGAAUACAUUAGCUACCCGCGUUUUGGCCCGUUGGAACGAGACCUUUGGUUUUCCUUCCGGACUGGUAAGGCUGGUCUAGGCGAUGAACUUCUCUGUGUCUACACAGCAGUGGCAGGUACUUGGACUCUUCGGGGCACGGUCCUCAAGGGAAUACAAAAUAGCCCGUAUGUUCAUGGUCUAGAAUACAGAAAUUCCCGCCUAUUCGUCACGUGGGUAUACCGUGCUUUCGUAUGGUAUGAGGGAUGGGACGACAUCUACGAUGUCAAGCAUAAGCAGCAGCGAGGGCCGAAUGCUGCGACUAACAAUCAUGAUAUAUGCUUCGCGUACUCAGAUGACGAUGGCAUCAUGUGGAAGAAUGGGGGGAAUGAGCAGAUAGCAGAUUUAUCGUGGGGGGAGAGUAUCAGCCCUGCAUCGCCUGGUAUAGUCGCCUUCAAUAUCCCUAAGAACUCGGGUCUCUCGAAUCAGGAGUCGCAAGCUGUUGACCACCGCGGCGGUAUACAUGUGUUGAACAGGGAUCAGAUGGAUGGAGCACAAAAGUGGAAGCACUACUACCGCUCACCGGAUGGACAGUGGGCGCAGCGUGCGCUUCCGCACGUCAGUGGCGUUUAUGGAGGUAAGCGUGGGUGCCUCGCAGUUAGUAAAGACGACGAUCUGUAUCUCAUCCUUCCAGAUAAUGAUGCGUUACAAUUGACCAUACUAAGGGCAUCAAGGGCGAGUGGCUAUGCUUCAUAUGACAUUAUCUGGAAAGGGGAGAAGUUUCCGCCUACUGAACCAUUGGUUGAUAGAGCCAGACUUGAUUAUGAUAAUAUUUUGUCCGUCUUCACGCGGGCAAGCGUGGAUGAAAAUAGCGACCUGAAGAGUGUGGUAGUGCUCGACUUUCAUUUGUGAGGCAACGGUCUAGGGACUACAUAUUGAAUUCAGGACUUUUAUCUGCAGCUAGAUCGAGUUUCAAAGUUGAAUCAAGGCAACGACAACUUUAUGAAGGGUGAAGGCGACCUGGCAUCAUGUUCUGUCUCAAUAUCGAGCUCGAUGUACGGCCCCGCGAUGAUAACACCGAUGCGCUUGAUUGGGUACCCGUUGUAUGAGCACAGCAUGUAUGAGCACAGCAUGUAUGAGCACAGCAUGUAUGAGCACAGCAUGUAUGAGCACAGCAUGUAUGAGCACAGCACGUAUGAGCACAGCAUGUAUGAGCACGGCAUG
Messenger RNA from Truncatella angustata, 1862 nucleotides. RefSeq lists its product as uncharacterized. The coding region runs from base 69 to 1550 and encodes 493 amino acids. Lineage: Eukaryota; Fungi; Ascomycota; Sordariomycetes; Amphisphaeriales; Sporocadaceae. The transcript has 3 exons. The record is from RefSeq and is a predicted model, not a curated record.